UAUACUUUUUAUUUGACACAUUCAAAUUUCGACUUCGUAUCUUUCCAGCAUUUUCGAGGAAAUUCGUAGAAAUUUUAGCUGCUCAAAUUUUAUUUUCAAAAACUUUGAAACUAAUUCAAUUUAAAAGAAAUCGAGCAUAAAAUACUUCUAAGCAUACAGAAGAUUGAAAUAAUAUAAAAAGAUGUUGCGAAUGGCAUUAACUGUGCCUUUGAGGCCAACACUACAAAUUAAAUCCGCACUUCAAAACAAUGCUGGCUUUGUUAAGAAACAAUUUGUCCGUGAAUUCUCUCGGGAUUCACGUCCCGGAGUCACUAGAAGUCGUCUACAACAAGGACAAACAUUGAAAGAGAAGUUGAUGGGGCCACCCGGAGAAAAUGCUUACUCCAUUGGUAAAGGGGCUGCUGCAGGUGCCGCAGCUGUAGGCAUGGGUGCACUGUGCUAUUAUGGUGUCGGUCUAGGAAGUCCCACAACCAUCCAACACAAUUCAAUGUUAUGGCCACAGUAUGUAAGAGAGAGGAUUCACACUACCUACGGAUAUUUCGGAGCCUCUGUGGCAUUGACAGCUGCAAGCGCUGUUGCAGUAUUCAGGACACCAAGACUCUUGAACUUGGUAACCCGUAAUGGAUGGAUGUCGAUGGUUGGAACCAUGGCUGUCAUGAUUGGUUCUGGUAUGGCAACACAGGCAAUCCCUUACUCACCUGGUCUAGGUGCAAAACAACUUGCCUGGGCAGCACAUUGUGCCAUCAUUGGUGGUGUAGUGGCUCCACUUUGCUUUUUGGGUGGACCAAUUCUGACGAGGGCUGCUCUCUAUACCGCUGGUAUUGUUGGUGGACUCUCCACUGUGGCAGUUUGUGCACCAAGCGAUAAGUUCCUGUAUAUGGGAGGUCCAUUGGCUAUCGGACUUGGAUUCGUUUUUGCCUCAUCGUUGGCUUCUAUGUGGCUUCCACCCACAACCAUGCUCGGAGCUGGCUUGGCUUCGAUGUCUCUCUACGGAGGACUAGUAUUAUUCAGUGGAUUCUUACUCUAUGAUACACAACGUAUUGUCCGCAAAGCCGAGUCCUAUCCAGCAUUAUUCACAGAGAGGCCAUUUGAUCCAGUUAAUGAAUCCCUAUCAAUUUAUAUGGACACACUGAACAUAUUUAUUCGAAUUGCAUCCAUUUUGGCUGGAGGCGGUCAACGACGGAAGUAAAUUCAAAUUUCCGAGUAAAUGGUCAUAGUGUAAGACUGUGAUGUGUGAUAUUUUAUAAUUGAAUCGAUUAAUCGAAAUUGAAUGAAAUGUAGAAUCAUAGAAAACAAAAUAUAAAACCAAAAAUAAAUUAUUUGUUCAUUGUUCGAUGCUGUA
Molecule: messenger RNA, 1342 nt
Organism: Eupeodes corollae
Lineage: Eukaryota; Metazoa; Arthropoda; Insecta; Diptera; Syrphidae
Product: growth hormone-inducible transmembrane protein-like
Exons: 6
Coding region: 182-1189 (335 amino acids)
Cellular component (GO): mitochondrial inner membrane
Source: RefSeq, a predicted model, not a curated record